This is a messenger RNA of Fraxinus pennsylvanica, 1272 nucleotides long. Lineage: Eukaryota; Viridiplantae; Streptophyta; Magnoliopsida; Lamiales; Oleaceae. The record is from the annotation of a GenBank genome assembly.
AUGAACCAUUUCUUGAGGAAGUUUUCAAACAAAACCUCCCUCAUACGUGUAGUUGCUUUGGCCUCAGCUGGGUCUGGUCUAUUGUAUUCCACCAUCGCCCCAGAUUCCAAAACAUCAUUUUUGGUUUCAAUUCCUCCACCAUUGCGGAACUCUGAAACGUGGCCUGCAUUGAUUUCCUUAAAUCCUACACAGUACGGUGUUCUUCACGUAUCUUUUUCGAGACCUGAUGCUGUUCCACCUCCAGAUAUGGGUAAAGAAGCUUCCGGGGAUCUUGGAGGUAGUCCCAAACAUUCUUGCAACUGUUUGGGUCGAGAUACUAUUGCUAAUGCAGCUGCUAAGGUUGGUCCGGCUGUUGUCAAUUUGUCAGUGCCACAAGGUUUUCACGGGAUAACAGUGGGAAAAAGCAUAGGAUCAGGAACAAUAAUAGAUGACGAUGGUACUAUUUUGACUUGUGCUCAUGUAGUGGUUGAUUUUCAAGGUUUAAGAUCCUCGUCCAAAGGGAAGGUUGAAGUCACUUUGCAAGAUGGUCGUACAUUUGAGGGAACAGUGGUGAAUGCUGAUUUGCAUUCUGAUAUAGCAAUUGUAAGAAUAAAAUCUAAAACUCCACUUCCAACAGCAAAACUUGGCUGUUCGAGUAAGCUUCGACCAGGGGAUUGGGUGGUGGCUAUGGGCUGUCCGCUCACCCUUCAAAAUACUAUCACAGCCGGUAUUGUAAGUUGUGUUGAUCGUAAAAGCAGUGAUUUGGGUCUAGGAGGAACACGAAGGGAGUAUUUACAGACAGAUUGUGCAAUUAAUCAGGGUAACUCCGGAGGACCUCUUGUCAACAUUGAUGGAGAAGUAAUCGGUGUUAAUAUCAUGAAAGUAUUGGGAGCUGAUGGGUUGAAUUUUGCUGUACCAAUCGAUUCAGUUACCAAAAUAAUAGAGCACUUCAAACGAAAUGGAAGAGUUGUACGACCAUGGCUUGGCUUGAAAAUGAUUGAUCUCAAUGACAGGAUUGUUGCACAGCUGAAGGAAAGAAAUGCUGCUUUCCCAAAUGUCAGCAAAGGCAUUCUUAUACCUAUGGUAUCACCAGGGUCCCCAGCUGAUCGUGCUGGAUUUCAUCCUGGAGAUGUUGUUGUUGAAUUUGGAGGGAGGCCCGUUGAAAGCAUUAAGGAGGUUAUUGAUAUUAUGGGAGAUAAUAUUGGGAAACCAUUUAAGGCUGUUGUGAGGAGGGCAAAUGCUAGUUCCGUAACUUUGACUGUGACUCCAGAAGAAGCUAACCCUGAUAUGUGA